Salarias fasciatus (jewelled blenny) is the source of this 984-nucleotide messenger RNA. RefSeq names its product trace amine-associated receptor 1-like. Bases 1 to 984 code for a protein of 327 amino acids. Gene Ontology annotation, cellular component: plasma membrane. Gene Ontology annotation, molecular function: G protein-coupled receptor activity. Gene Ontology annotation, biological process: G protein-coupled receptor signaling pathway. The transcript has a single exon. NCBI's taxonomy places the organism in Eukaryota, Metazoa, Chordata, Actinopteri, Blenniiformes, Blenniidae. The record is from RefSeq and is a predicted model, not a curated record.
AUGGAAGCUAAAUUAUCUGUCAACCGGACCGAUGCUGUUCAAGACAAAUAUCUCUGCAAUGAAUCAGCUGCAGAUGUGCCUGACGAAGCUGUUAUUAGUUCACUUCUAUUGUGUGUGUUCGUGGGCUCUUUGUCAGUUCUGAUAACAUGUGGAAAUCUUCUGGUAAUAAUCUCCAUAUUUUACUUCAAACAGCUCCACACUCCGACCAACUACCUCAUCCUCUCCCUGGCUGUAGCUGACCUGCUUGUUGGAGUUUUGGUUUUACCAUUCAGCACAAUACUGUCUGUUAACUCAUGCUGGCACCUCACAGGUUUUCUCUGCAAGGUCCGAGGCACAUUUGAUGUGUUUCUGUGCACAUCCUCAAUUUUGAACUUGUGCUUUAUCUCUAUUGACAGAUACUAUGUGGUGUGUCAGCCUCUCACGUACAGAAGUAAAAUGAAUGCCCGGGUUACUGCCCUCAUGAUCCUGGUGAGCUGGGCCGCCCCUGCUCUGCUGGGUAUAGGUAUCACACUCCGUGGGAUAAACCAGAAGCCGUCAAAUAUGAGGUGUAACAUCUUCCAAAACACAAAGUCUGCUAUUGUAGGAACCUUUGUUGGAUUUUACAUCCCCGCCACUAUCAUUUUCUCACUCUAUCUCAAGAUUUUGACGGUGGCGCUGAGACAGGCUCGCAGCAUCCAGAACGCAACAAAGUGUGGAGCACCUGUCAAUAAGAUGGAGAGCAAGGCCACCAAAACUCUGGCUAUAGUUGUUGGGAUCUUUCUCACAUGCUGGGCUCCCUAUUUUCUUUGCAUGUCUUUUUACCCUUUGAGCAAAAACGCAAUUCCAGUUCCUAUGAUUGAGGCUUUCAAGUGGUUUGGAUGGUCAAAUUCAAUGCUCAAUCCAUUUGUUUAUGCAUUUUUCUAUAAGUGGUUCAGAUCAGCUUUUAAAAUGAUCAUUUCUGGGAAAAUAUUUCAAGGUGAUUUUACUAAUACGAACUUGUCUUGA